Dipodomys spectabilis (banner-tailed kangaroo rat) is the source of this 546-nucleotide messenger RNA. RefSeq names its product ubl carboxyl-terminal hydrolase 18-like. The coding region runs from base 1 to 546 and encodes 181 amino acids. NCBI's taxonomy places the organism in Eukaryota, Metazoa, Chordata, Mammalia, Rodentia, Heteromyidae. The transcript has 4 exons. The record is from RefSeq and is a predicted model, not a curated record.
AUGCCCGGCAGCCCCCGGCCGGCCCGGCAGCAUGUGCCCACCUCUCUGCGCCGCUCAGGGAGUUCAGCUCCUGCUCUGGCUUUUCUGUGGCAAGCCUUUCCCCCUCCACAGAGGCUGCCGGUGUACCAUACCCUUCAGAUGUUUGUCCAGCACGAUGCUGCUCAGCUCUACCUCACGUUCUGGAACCUUCUUAAGGAUCAAAUAGAUGAUGUGGACUUGGUAGAGAGGCUGCAGGCCCUGUACACGAUCCGGGUGAAGGAGUCCCUGGUUUGCCUCCUCUCUACCAGAGAGAGCAGUAGGAACAGCAGUAUGCUGACCCUCUCCCUCCCUCUCUAUGACGUGGACGCAAAGCCUCUGAAAACACUGGAGGAGGCCCUGCGCUGUUUUUUCCACCCCAGGGAGUUAGCCAGCAAGAGCAAGUGGUUCUGCGAGGCCUGCGGGACGAAGACGCGCGGAAGCCAGGUGCCCACCCUCAGGUUCAGAUGCGUCUCCGGGGCGGGCUGUUGCUGGGCCAAGGCUUCCCAGACACUUCCGGGCCCUUCCUGA